CUCAAACAUCGGCCUGUGAGCUUGGAUCCUCACGUCCACCAUCGUCCACCCUUGUGGCCCUGUUUCCCCAUAGGUUUCAUGGGGGUUGGUGCAUCGUUACUUUCCCAACAGCUUCCUAUUGCGCUGACCUUUGCGCUCUCAGGCGUCUUUUUGUGGACUCGGCAGAGCUGGAGCUUGGGGAGGUCCCUGGAGAAGAGUGAGCCGUCGCCAUGGCGGAUCAAAAAGAUCGAGAGGAAGGUCACGCAGGCUGUCAAUGUCCCAGCACCAGUAACACUGGUGACACAGGUGUCCAAGACAGCGGAAGAGCUCAUGAGACUGGGAGUUCGCUAUGGAGAUCAAGGGAGCAUAGACAAAGCCCUGGUAACGUUUGUGGAAUCAAAAGCAGCCUUUGAGGGUGAUGGCGCUUGUGAAACCUCGUGCUAUGCGGAGCUUUUGGUACAGAUUGCCAUUUGCUACAGCAUGCAGGGCAGGAAGAAGGAGGAGAUGGAAAAGUACCAAGAAGCCCAGAAAGUGUUUCAGAAAGCGAAGUGCACCGGAACUCGGGGCUACGCAGGCCUUCUGAAAAACAUGGGAAUUUGGUUCAUGGAGCACGACCAGAUGGAUGAGGCCAUGGAAAAAUUCCAAGAGGCGGAAUCUCGCUACGUCUUUGCCAACGCUGCAGGCAGCAGCAACUACGCCGGCUUGCUCACCAGCAUGGGCAAAUGGCUGCUCAAUGCGGGCUCCGAAGUAGAAGCUAUGGUGAAGUUCAAAGAAGCCAAGAUCAUUUAUGAGGCUUGUCAGGAAGAUGCUCCUAUCGCGUAUGCGGGUCUUCUCAUGAUCGUGGGGAAUGUCCAUCGAAGCCAGCAACGUUUCAAAGAUACCUUAGAAUUUUUUGAUCAAGCACAGACUGUUUUUGAAUCCGCUGGCGCAACUGCAACAACGGAUUACUUGCAUCUCUUGUACCAAAUCGCAGCCUUCCACUAUGAGCAGGGUGAUCUGAAUGUGGCCCUCAAGAAGUAUACCCACGCACAAGCAGCCUAUGAGGAUGCUGGCUGUACAGAAACUGAGGGUCAUGCGCGACUUUUGCAAGGCCUUAGCGCUGUGUACACCAAGCUGGGAUGGUGUGAAGAGGCUAUGGCGAAGAUGAUGGAAGCGCAAGAAACUUUUCAGGCCGUAGGCGCUACGGCGACCACAUGCUACGCAGCGCUGUUGCGAAGCAUGGGCAUUUGGUAUGCUCGAUCUGGUGACGACAUAGAAGCGAUCCAAAAGUAUGAAGAUGCACGCGUUGCAUGCGAGGAGGCUGGAGCAACAUGUAGCCUUCUCUAUGCCAGCGUGCUCUCCAUGUUGGCUACUGGGCUAGCAGAAUCUGGCAGAUUUCCAGAGGCCAUGCUGGCUUUCAAGAAGGCAUAUGACGUUCAUCAUCAGCUGGGAACAAAGACCACGGCCUAUGCUCGGCUGUGCUUCAACAUGGCUCUUGCGAAGCAAGCACAGUUGGAGUUCGGCGUUGAAAUUUACAACGACGCCACAGGCAAAUCGGUGCCAGCGAGCUUUCUCGAUGCCAAGGAGGCCUUUGAAGCAGCAGGUGCUUGCAAUGGUCCAGAAUACCGAGAACUGCUAAUGCACUUGAAUGCGAUGGACAUAGAUACCAGGCAGACAGGCUCUUAAUGCACAGAGAGGAUAAAUUUUUCCGCUCCUGCGCAGCCAAUUGUGGCUGCAUGGGCAGCGGCAGCGACCGGAAGUUUUUAUUGUACAGUGGUCGAACUUUAAUAGAAUGAAGAAACUGGUGUUCAGGACCCCGCUGUUCAAGGGCCACCCAUGUCCUGUUCGCCGACGGUGUUUGAAUCAAGCUGCGUGAUUUUAACUGCCUCAAGGCUAAAGGUUGUGCAAGUUGUUUGCUUAUCGCAAGAGGAAACAUGAGGAAACGUAGCUUACACGUGCUGACAAGGAUUGCUGAAAUUGCCAGGAGGUUCUUUGAGAUCUUUGGGAAGCUUGGCUUUUCUCGACGGAAGAAAGCCAUUCCCUCGUGCUUCUUGAAAAUU
Molecule: messenger RNA, 2018 nt
Organism: Cladocopium goreaui
Lineage: Eukaryota; Dinophyceae; Suessiales; Symbiodiniaceae
Source: the annotation of a GenBank genome assembly